Molecule: messenger RNA, 1305 nt
Organism: Aspergillus alliaceus
Lineage: Eukaryota; Fungi; Ascomycota; Eurotiomycetes; Eurotiales; Aspergillaceae
Exons: 1
Coding region: 459-701 (80 amino acids)
Source: RefSeq, a predicted model, not a curated record
UCAUCUAUUUAUUAUUAUUAUUUUUUUUUUACUUUUGAAGGGAGGGAGAAUGGUCCACUUGGACUGGUCUCGAAUAGGGGGAGAGAGUUCGAGAAGGAGAGAGAGAGAAACCUCCAUUGCAGCGCCUUCAGCCCUGUACUCUGUACUUAGUACUAAGUAAGUAUAAUGAUUCUGGGUGACUCAAGAAGCAAGAUGGAGCUUCCGUUUUGCAUAAAUCAUUCCUAAGACACGAAGGUUCUGUCAACCAUGGGACGGUCUUCUGCGUCGUCGAUCCUUCCCAAAAAUUUGCCCUUCUUUGUUUUGUUUUUUCCUGGUUUUCAAUUCCUUUUUAAACCGUAUUCGGUAGUAUUCUUCUUAAGCUACCCUUGUUAUAAACUUAUGCCUAGUCAUCCGAAUUUAUUUAUUAUUUAAUUUGUUUAUUAUUAGGUAUUGAUAUAAUUGAUGCAUUUAAUUUUCCAAUGAAUGUGAGGGGAGGAACAGUUGCUUUUGCCACCGGCGCGUUAGUGUCUUGGCUAACCGCCGGUCAAUCAAAAAAAAGAACGGGCUCGAACCCUUGUUUUGUCAAGGCAGGUCUUUGCCAUUUCAUACUGGUGGAACCGCGCAGGGACUGGCCAUGUCUUAUAUUUUCUUUUCAUCUUGUUUAUUUCUCUUUUCUUUUAAGUAAUAUUUGUUCUUCUGGAUAUAAUUAUCAAGCAGAAUAGUACCAUGAUGGCAACAUACGAUGAUGUCUCUUCUCGCAGUUGAUUUCAACUCAAGGUAUCAUGGUCCCGGUAAUAAGGGGUUGUUAGCGGGAGUUCUUAAGCCGUUUUUAAUCUGGCAUAUAUUAAUCAUGGAACACUAAUGCUGCCUGGUGCUUAAUGGAAGGAUGUUUAAAAAAAAAAACAAGAAAAUAAAAUAGUAGUAGAUAACAAAUUAAUUAAUUUUCCAAUUAAAGGAAGUAGGGAGAAAAAAAAAAGGAAAAAUGAAAAGAAACAGUCGACGUGUGGACUUCGUCAUCAUUGCUAAGAAACGCCUGUGUGAUGGCAAGAAGAUCAUAGACGGUUUGGGCGCAGACUAAAGACUUUUAGCUGGUGUUGGAUUUUGGUCAUUCGGAAAGAAUCAUUCAAUCCAUUGAUUUGUUUUGUGAUUCCGAAAACCAUUGUAGCUAUGUUGUAUUCUUGCGAUUUCUUGGUUUUCUUCUCGUAUUUCUUUUUGAAGAAAUAAAUAAUGCGUGUCAUUAUAACUCAUGAUUAAAAUAGGAAAUUUAGUUUUAUUUUAUAGGUAGUAGUGAUGGGGAUGUGAGGAAAAGUACCUUGAAAAUAGUAG